AUGGACGUGGACCUGGACGUGGACAUGGACGUGGACGUGGACGUAGACGUGGACAUGAACGUGGACAUGGACGUGGACGUGGACAUUGACGUGGACGUGGACGUGGACGUGGACAUGGACGUGGACGUGGACGUGGACGUGGACGUGGAUAUGGACAUGGUCGUGGACGUGGACGUGGACGUGGACAUGGACGUGGACAUGGACGUGGAUAUGGACGUGGACAUGGACAUGGACGUGGACGUGGACUUGGACGUGGACAUGGACGUGGAUGUGGACGUGGAGGUGGACAUGGAUGUGGACAUGGACGUGGACGUGGACGUGGACAUGGACGUGGUCGUGGAUGUUGACGUGGAUGUGGACAUGUAUGUGGACGUGGACGUGGACAUGGACGUGGACAUGGACGUGGACGUGGACAUGGACGUGGACGUGGAUGUGGACGUGGACAUGGACGUGGAUGUGGAUGUGCAAGUGGACAUGGACGUGGACGUGGAUGUGGACGUGGACGUGGACGUGGACGUGGACGUCGACAUGGACGUGAACGUGGACGUUUACGUUGACAUGGACGUGGACAUGGACGUGAACGUGGACGUGGACGUGGAGGACUUGGACAUGGACAUGGACGUAGACGUGGAUAUGGACGUGGACAUGGACGUGGACAUGGACAUGGACGUGGACGUGGUCCUGGACGACGUGGACAUGGACGUGGACAUGGACGUGGACAUGGACGUGGACGUGGACGUGGAGGACUUGGACGUGGACGUGGACGUAGACGUGGACGUGGACAUUGACGUGGACGUGGAGGAAUUGGACAUGGACAUGGACGUGGACGUGGACGUGGACAUGGACGUGGACAUGGACGUGGACAUGGACGUGGACUUGGACAUGGACGUGGACAUGGACGUGGACGUGGACGUGGAUGUGGACGUGGACGUGGACGUGGACAUGGACGUGGACGUGGACGUAGACGUGGACAUGGACAUGGACGUGGACGUGGACAUGGACGUGGACGUGGAGGACUUGGACGUGGACAUGGACGUGGACGUGGAAGUGGACGUGGACAUGGACGUGGACAUGGAAGUGGACGUGGACAUGGAAUUGGACGUGGACAUGGACGUAGACAUGGACGUGGACAUGGACGUGGACGUGGACGUGGACGUGGACGUGGACAUGGACGUGGACGUGGAUGUGGACAUGGACGUGGUCGUGGAUGUGGACGUGGACGUGGACGUGGAGGACUUGGACGUGGACAUGGAUGUGGACGUGGACGUGGACGUGGACAUGGAGGACAUGGACGUGGACGUGGACGUGGAGGACUUGGACGUGGACGUGGACGUGGACGUGGACGUGGACAUGGACGUGGACAUGGACGUGGACGUGGACGUGGACCUGGACAUGGACGUAGACAUGGACGUGGACAUGGACAUGGACGUGGACGUGGACGUGGACGUGGACAUGGACGUGGAUGUAGACGUGGACGUGGACAUGGACGUGGACGUGGACGGGGACGUGGACGUGGACGUGGACGUGUACGUGGACAUGGACGUGGACGUGGACGUGGACAUGGACGUGGACAUGAACGUGGACGUGGACGUAGACAUGGACGUGGACGUGGACGUGGACAUGGACGUGGACGUGGACGUGGACAUGGACGUGGACGUGGACCUGGACGUGGACAUGGACGUGGACGUAGACGUGGACAUGGACGUGGAUGUGGACGUGGAGGAAUUGGAGGUGGACGUGGACGUGGACGUGGACAUGGACGUGGACGUGGACGUGGACGUGGACGUGGACAUGGACGUGGACAUGAACGUGGACAUGGACGUGGACGUGGACAUGGACGUGGACGUGGACAUGGACGUGGACAUGGACAUGGACGUGGACAUGGACGUGGACGUGGACGUGGACGUCGACAUGGACGUGGACAUGGACGUGGACGUGGACGUGGACGUGGACAUGGACGUCGACAUGGACGUGGACGUGGACGUGGACGUAGACAUGGACGUGGACGUAGACGUGGGCGUGGACGUGGACAUGGACGUGGACGUAGACGUGGAUGUGGACGUGAACGUAAACGUGGACGUGGACGUGGACGUGGACGUGGACGUGGACGUGAACGUGGACGUGGACGUGGACGUGGACAUGGACGUGAACGUGGACAUGGACGUGGACAUGGACGUGGACUUCGACAUGGAUGUGGACGUGGACGUGGACGUGGACGUGGACAUGGACGUAGACGUGGACGUGGACAUGGACGUGGACAUGGACGUGGACGUGGACGUGGAGGACGUGGACGUGGACAUGGACGUGGACGUGGACGUGGACUUGGACGUGGACUUGGACGUGGAUGUGGACGUGGACAUGGACAUGGACGUGGACAUGGACGUGGACAUGGACGUGGACAUGGACGACUUGGAAGUGGACGUGGACGUGGACGUGGACAUGGACGUGGACAUGGACGUGGACAUGGACAUGGACGUGGACAUGGACGUGGACAUGGACGUGGACAUGGACAUGGACGUGGACGUGGACGUGGACGUGGACAUGGACGUGGACGUGGACGUGGACGUGGACAUGGACGUGGAUGUGGACGUGGACGUGGACAUGAACGUGGACGUGAACGUGGACGUGGACGUGGACAUAGACGUGGACGUGGAUGUGGACGGGGACGUGGACGUGGACGUGGAUGUGGACAUGGACGUGGACAUCGACGUCGACGUGGACGUGGACGAGGACGUGGACGUGGACGUGGACGUGGACGUGGACAUGGACGUGGACGUGGACGUGGACGUUGACAUGGACGUCGACGUGGAUGUGGACGUUGACAUGGACGUCGACGUGGACAUGGACAUGGACAUGGACAUGGACAUGGACGUGGACGUGGUUGUGGACGUGGACGUGGACGUGGACAUGGACGUGGACAUGGACGUAGAGGACUUGGACGUGGACAUGGACGUGGACGUGGACAUGGACGUGGACAUGGACAUGGACAUGGACAUGGACGUGGACAUGGACGUGGACACGGACGUGGACGUGGACGUGGACGUGGACAUGGACGUGGACGUGGACGUGGACAUGGACGUGGACGUGGACGUGGACGUGGACAUGGAUGUGGACAUGGAUGUGGACGUGAACGUGGACGUGGACGUGGACAUGGACGUGGACGUGGAGGUGGACGGGGACGUGGACGUGGACGUGGACGUGGACAUGGACGUGGACGUGGACGUGGACAUGGACGUUGACAUGAACGUGGACGUGGACAUGGACGUGGACGUGGACGUGGACAUGGACGUGGACGUGGACGUGGACGUGGACAUGGACGUGGACGUGGACCUGGACGUGGACAUGGAUGUGGACGUGGACGUGGACAUGGACGUGGACGUGGACGUGAAGGACUUGGAAGUGGACAUGGACAUGGACGUGGACGUGGAUGUAGACGUGGAGGUGGACGUGGACAUGGACAUGGACGUGGACAUGGACAUGGACAUGGACGUGGACGUGGACGUGGAUGUGGACGUGGACGUGGACGUAGAGGUGGACGUGGACGUGGACGUGGACAUGGACGUGGACGUGGACAUGGACGUGGACAUGGACAUAGACGUGGACAUGGACAUGGACAUGGUCAUGGACGUGGACAUGGACAUAGACGUGGACAUGGACAUGGACGUGGACAUGGACAUGGACGUGGACAUGGACGUGGACGUGGACAUGGACGUGGACGUGGACAUGGACAUGGACGUGAUGGACAUGGACGUGGACAUGGACGACAUGGACAUGGACGUGGACAUGGACAUGGACGUGGACAUGGACAUGGACGUGGACAUGGACGUGGACAUGGACGUAGACGUGGACGUGGACGUGGACGUGGACGUGGACAUGGACGUGGACAUGGACAUGGACGUGGACAUGGACAUGGACGUGGACAUGGACAUGGACAUGGACAUGGACGUGGACAUGGACAUAGACGUGGACAUGGACGUGGACAUGGACGUGGACGUGGACGUGGACGUGGACGUAGACAUGGACGUGGACGUGGACAUGGACGUGGACAUGGACGUGGACAUGGACAUGGACGUGGACGUGGACGUGGACGUGGACGUGGACGUGGACGUGGACGUGGAUGUGGACGUGGACGUGGACGUAGACGUGGACGUGGACGUGGACGUGGACAUGGACGUGGACGUGGACAUGGACGUGGACAUGGACAUAAACGUGGACAUGGACAUGGACGUGGACGUGGACGUGGAUGUGGACGUGGACGUGGACGUAGACGUGGACGUGGACGUGGACGUGGACAUGGACGUGGACGUGGACAUGGACGACGUGGACAUGGACAUGGACGUGGACAUGGACGUGGACGUGGACAUGGACAUGGACGUGGACAUGGACAUGGACGUGGACAUGGACGUGGACAUGGACAUGGACGUGGACAUGGACAUGGACGUGGACAUGGACAUGGACGUGGACAUGGACGUGGACAUGGACGUAGACGUGGACGUGGACGUGGACAUGGACGUGGACAUGGACAUGGACGUGGACAUGGACAUGGACGUGGACAUGGACAUGGACGUGGACAUGGACGUGGACAUGGACGUGGACGUGGACGUGGACGUGGACGUGGACAUGGACGUGGACAUGGACAUGGACGUGGACAUGGACAUGGACGUGGACAUGGACAUGGACAUGGUCAUGGACGUGGACAUGGACAUAGACGUGGACAUGGACAUGGACGUGGACAUGGACAUGGACGUGGACAUGGACGUGGACGUGGACAUGGACAUGGACGUGGACAUGGACAUGGACGUGGACAUGGACGUGGACAUGGACUUGGACAUGGACAUGGACGUGGACAUGGACAUGGACGUGGACAUGGACAUGGACGUGGACAUGGACGUCGACAUGGACGUAGACGUGGACGUGGACGUGGACGUGGACGUGGACAUGGACGUGGACGUGGACGUGGACGUGGACAUGGACGUGGAGGUGUACGUAGACGUGGACAUGGACGUGGACGUGGACGUGGACAUGGACGUGGACGUGGACGUGGACAUGGACGUGGACAUGGACAUGGACGUGGACAUGAACGUGGACGUGGACGUGGACGUAGACAUGGACGUGGACAUGGACGUGGACAUGCACGUGGACGUGGACAUGGACGUGGACGUGGACAUGGACGUGGACCUGGACGUGGACAUGGACGUGGACGUGGACGUGGACAUGGACGUGGACGUGGACGUGGACGUGUACGUGGACGUGGACAUGGACAUGGACAUGGACAUGGACGUGGACAUGGACAUGGACGUGGACAUGGACAUGGACGUGGACAUGGACAUGGACGUGGACAUGGACAUGGACAUGGACAUGGACGUUGACAUGGACAUGGACGUGGACAUGGACAUGGAUGUGGACAUGGACAUGGACGUGGACAUGGACGUGGACAUGGACGUAGACGUGGACGUGGACGUGGACGUGGACAUGGACAUGGACAUGGACGUGGACGUGGACAUGGACGUGGACAUGGACAUGGACGUGGACAUGGACGUGGACAUGGACGUGGACAUGGACAUGGACGUGGACAUGGACGUGGACAUGGACAUGGACGUGGACAUGGACAUGGACGUGGACAUGGACAUGGACAUGGACAUGGACGUGGACAUGGACAUAGACGUGGACAUGGACAUGGAUGUGGACAUGGAUAUGGACGUGGACAUGGACGUGGACAUGGACGUAGACGUGGACGUGGACGUGGACGUGGACAUGGACGUGGACGUGGACAUGGACGUGGACAUGGACAUGGACGUGGACAUGGACGUGGACAUGGACGUGGACGUGGACGUGGACGUGGACGUAGACAUGGACGUGGACGUAGACAUGGACGUGGACGUAGACAUGGACGUGGACGUAGACAUGGACGUGGACAUGGACGUGGACAUGGACGUGGACAUCGACGUGGACGUGGACAUGGACGUGGACAUGGACGUGGACGUGGACAUGGACGUGGACAUGGACGUGGACAUGGACGUGGACAUGGAUGUGGACGUAGACGUGGACAUGGACGUGGACAUGGACGUGGACAUGGACGUGGACGUGGACAUGGACAUGGACAUGGACGUGGACAUGGACGUGGACAUGGACGUAGACGUGGACGUGGACGUGGACAUGGACGUGGACGUGGACAUGGACGUGGACAUGGACAUGGACGUGGACAUGGAUGUGGACAUGGACGUGGACAUGGACAUGGACGUGGACAUGGACGUGGACAUGGACGUGGACGUGGACAUGGACAUGGACGUGGACAUGGACAUGGACAUGGACAUGGACGUGGACAUGGACAUGGACGUGGACAUGGACAUGGACGUGGACAUGGACAUGGACGUGGACAUGGACGUGGACAUGGACGUAGACGUGGACGUGGACGUGGACGUGGACAUGGACGUGGACGUGGACAUGGACGUGGACAUGGACAUGGACGUGGACAUGGACGUGGACAUGGACGUGGACGUGGACGUAGACAGGAACGUGGACAUGGACGUGGACAUGGACGUGGACGUGGACAUGGACGUGGACAUGGACGUGGACAUGGACGUGGACGUGGACAUGGACGUGGACGUGGACAUGGACGUGGACAUGGACGUGGACAUGGACAUGUACAUGGACGUGGAUGUGGACGUGGACAUGGACGUGGACAUGGACGUGGACAUGGACGUGGACUUGGACAUGGACAUGGACGUGGACAUGGACGUGGACAUGGACGUGGACGUGGAUGACUUGGACGUGGACAUGGACAUGGACGUGGACGUGGACGUGGACGUGGACAUGGACGUGGACAUGGACGUGGACAUGGACGUGGACGUGGAUGUGGACAUGGACGUGGACGUGGACGUGGACAUGGACGUGGACGUGGACGUCGACAUGGACGUGGACGUGGACUUGGAGGACUUGGACGUGGACGUGGACGUGGACAUGGACGUGGACAUGGACGUGGACAUGGACAUGGAUGUGGACAUGGACGUGGACAUGGACGUGGAUAUGGACGUGGACAUGGACGUGGACGUGGACGUGGACAUGGACGUGGACGUGGACGUGGACAUGGACGUGGACGUGGACGUGGACAUGGACGUGGACGUGGACGUGGACGUGGACGUGGACAUGAACGUGGACGUGAACGUGGACGUGGACGUGGACAUAGACGUGGACGUGGAUGUGGACGGGGACGUGGACGUGGACGUGGAUGUGGACAUGGACGUGGACAUGGACGUGCACGUGGACGUGGACGAGGACGUGGACGUGGACGUGUACGUGGACGUGGACGUGGACAUGGACGUGGACGUGGACGUGGACGACUUGGAAGUGGACAUGGACAUGGACGUGGACGUGGACGUAGACGUGGACGUGGACGUGGACAUGGACAUGGACGUGGACAUGGACGUGGACAUGGACGUGGACGUGGACGUGGACGUGGACGUAGACAUGGACGUGGACAUGGACGUGGACAUGGUCGUGGACGUGGACAUGGACGUGGACGUGGACAUGGACGUGGACGUGGACGUGGACAUGGACGUGGACGUGGACGUGGACGUGGAUGUGGACAUGGACGUGGACGUGGACGUGGACGUGGACGUGUACGUGGACGUGGACGUUGACGUGGACGUGGACGUGGACGUGGACAUGGACAUGGACGUGGACAUGGACAUGGACGUGGACAUGGACAUGGACGUGGACUUGGACAUGGACAUGGACGUGGACAUGGACAUGGACGUGGACAUGGACAUGGACGUGGACAUGGACAUGGACGUGGACAUGGACAUGGACAUGGACGUCGACAUGGACGUGGACGUGGACAUGAACGUGGACGUGGACGUGGACGUAGACAUGGACGUGGACAUGGACGUGGACAUGGACGUGGACGUGGACAUGGACGUGGACGUGGACAUGGACGUGGACGUGGACGUGGACAUGGACGUGGACGUGGACGUGGACGUGGACGUGGACAUGGACGUGGACGUGGACGUGGACGUGGACGUGUACGUGGACGUGGACGUUGACGUGGAUGUGGACGUGGACAUGGACGUGGAUGUGGACGUGGACAUGGACGUGGACGUGAACGUGGACGUGGACAUGGACAUGGACGUGGACGUGGACGUAGACGGGGACAUGGACGUGGAGGUGGACGUGGACGUGGACGUGGACGUGGACGUGGACAUGGACGUCGACGUGGACGUGGACAUGGACGUGGACGUGGACAUGGACAUGGACAUGGACCUGGACGUGGAAGUGGACGUGGACGUGGACGUGGACAUGGACGUGGAUGUGGACAUGGACAUGGACGUGGACGUGGACAUGGACGUGGACGUGGACGAAGACAUGGACGUGGACGUGGACGUGGACAUGGACGUGGACGUGGACGUGGACAUGGACGUGGACGUUGACGUGGAGGACUUGGACGUGGACGUGGACAUGGACGUGGAUAUGGACGUGGACGUGGACGUGGACAUGGACGAGGACGUGGACAUGGACGUGGAUGGACACAUGGACGUAGACGUGGACGGGGACGUGGACGUGGACGUGGACGUGGACAUGGACGUGGACGAGGACAUGGCCGUGGACGUGGACGUGGACAUGGACGUGGACGUGGACGUGGACGUGGACGUGGACAUGGACGUGGACGUGGACGUGGACGUGGACAUGGACGUGGACGUGGUCAUGGACGUGGACAUGGACAUGGACGUGGACAUGGACGUGGACGUGGACAUGGACGUGGACGUGGACAUGGACGUGGACGUGGACAUGGACGUGGACGUGGACAUGGACGUGGACGUGGAUGUGGACGUGGAGGUGGACGUGGACGUGGACGUGGAUAUGGACAUGGACGCGGACGUGGACGUGGACGUGAAUGUGGACGUGGACGUGGACAUGGACGUGGACGUGGACAUGGAUGUGGACAUGGACGUGGACGUGGACGUGGACGUGGACCUGGACGUGGACGUGGACAUGGACGUGGACAUGGACGUGGACAUGGACGUGGACGUGGACAUGGACGAGGACGUGGACGUGGACAUGGACGUGGACGUGGACGUGGACAUGGACGUGGACGUGGACAUGGACGUGGACGUGGAUAUGGACGUGGACGUGGACGUGGACGUAGACGUGGACAUGGACGUGGACGUGGAGGACUUGGACGUGGACAUGGACGUGGACGUGGACGUGGACGUGGACGUGGACAUGGACGUGGUCGUUGACGUGGACGUGGACAUGGACGUGGACAUGGUCGUGGACGUGGACAUGGUCGUUGACGUGGACGUGGACGUGGACAUGGACGUGGACGUGGACGUGGACGUGGAUGUGGACAUGGUCGUGGACGUGGACGUGGACGUGGACAUGGACGUGGACAUGGACGUGGACAUGGACGUGGACAUGGACAUGGACGUGAACGUGGACAUGGACGUGGACAUGGACGUGGACGUGGACAUGGAGGUGGACAUGGACGUGGACAUGGACGUAGACGUGGACGUGGACAUGGACGUGGACAUCGACGUGGACGUGGAGGACUUGGAGGUGGACUUGGACGUGGACGUGGACGUGGACAUGGACGUGGACAUGGACGUGGACAUGGACGUGGACAUGGACGUGGACAUGGACGUGGACGUGGACGUGGAGGACUUGGACGUGGACAUGGACAUGGACGUGGACGUGGACGUGGACAUGGACGUGGACAUGGACGUGGACAUGGACGUGGAUAUGGACGUGGACAUGGACGUGGACAUGGACGUGGACGUGGACGUGGACGUGGACAUGGACGUGGACGUGGACGUGGACAUGGACGUGGACGUGGACGUGGACAUGGACGUGGACGUGGACGUGGACAUGGACGUGGACGUGGACGUGGACGUGGACGUUGACGUGGACGUGGACGUGGACAUGGACGUGGACGUGGACGUGGACGUGGAUGUGGACAUGGUCGUGGACGUGGACGUGGACGUGGACAUGGACGUGGACAUGGAAGUGGACAUGGACGUGGACAUGGACAUGGACGUGAACGUGGACAUGGACGUGGACAUGGACGUGGACGUGGACAUGGAGGUGGACAUGGACGUGGACAUGGACGUGGACGUGGACGUGGACAUGGACGUUGACAUCGACGUGGACGUGGAGGACUUGGACGUGGACUUGGACGUGGACGUGGACGUGAACAUGGACGUGGACAUGGACGUGGACAUGGACGUGGACAUAGACGUGGACAUGGACGUGGAUAUGGACGUGGACAUGGACGUGGACAUGGACGUGGACGUGGACGUGGACGUGGACGUGGACGUGGACGUGGACGUUGACAUGGACAUGGACGUGGACAUGGACUUGGACAUGGACGUGGACAUGGACAUGGACGUGAACGUGGACAUGGACGAGGACAUGGACGUGGACGUGGACAUGGAGGUGGACAUGGACGUGGACAUGGACGUGGACGUGGACGUGGACAUGGACGUGGACAUCGACGUGGACGUGGAGGACUUGGAGGUGGACUUGGACGUGGACGUGGACGUGGACAUGGACGUGGACAUGGACGUGGACAUGGACGUGGACAUGGACGUGGACAUGGACGUGGACGUGGACGUGGAGGACUUGGACGUGGACAUGGACAUGGACGUGGACGUGGACAUGGACGUGGACAUGGACGUGGACAUGGACGUGGAUAUGGACGUGGACAUGGACGUGGACAUGGACGUGGACGUGGACGUGGACGUGGACGUGGACGUGGACAUGGACGUGGACGUGGACGUGGACAUGGACGUGGACGUGGAUGUGGACAUGGACGUGGACGUGGACGUGGACAUGGAUGUGGACGUGGACGUGGACGUGGACGUUGACGUGGACGUGGACGUGGACAUGGACUUGGACGUGGACGUGGAUGUGGACAUGGUCGUGAACGUGGACGUGGACGUGGACAUGGACGUGGAUCUGGACAUGGACGUGGACGUGGACGUGGACAUGGACGUGGACGUGGACGUGGAUGUGGACCUGGACAUGGACGUUGACAUGGACGUGGACAUGGACGUGGACAUGGACGUGGACGUGGACGUGGACAUGGACGUGGACAUGGACGUGGACAUGGACGUGGACGUGGACGUGGAGGACUUGGACGUGGACAUGGACAUGGACGUGGACGUGGACAUGGACGUGGACAUGGACGUGGACAUGGACGUGGACAUGGACGUGGACGUGGACGUGGAGGACUUGGACGUGGACAUGGACAUGGACGUGGACGUGGACAUGGACGUGGACAUGGACGUGGACAUGGACGUGGAUAUGGACGUGGACAUGGACGUGGACAUGGACGUGGACGUGGACGUGGACGUGGACGUGGACGUGGACAUGGACGUGGACGUGGACGUGGACAUGGACGUGGACGUGGAUGUGGACAUGGACGUGGACGUGGACGUGGACAUGGAUGUGGACGUGGACGUGGACGUGGACGUUGACGUGGACGUGGACGUGGACAUGGACUUGGACGUGGACGUGGAUGUGGACAUGGUCGUGAACGUGGACGUGGACGUGGACAUGGACGUGGACAUGGACGUGGACAUGGACGUGGACAUGGACAUGGACGUGAACGUGGACAUGGACGUGGACAUGGACGUGGACGUGGACAUGGAGGUGGACAUGGACGUGGACAUGGACGUGGACGUGGACGUGGACAUGGACGUGGACAUCGACGUGGACGUGGAGGACUUGGACGUGGACUUGGACGUGGACGUGGACGUGAACAUGGACGUGGACAUGGACGUGGACAUGGACGUGGACAUAGACGUGGACAUGGACGUUGACGUGGACGUGGAGAACUUGGACGUGGACAUGGACAUGGACGUGGACGUGGACAUGGACGUGGACAUGGACGUGGACAUGGACGUGGACAUGGACGUGGACAUGGACGUGGACAUGGACGUGGACGUGGACGUGGACGUGGACGUGGACAUGGACGUGGACGUGGACGUGGACAUGGACGUGGACGUGGACAUGGACGUGGACGUGGACGUGGACGCGGACGUGGACAUGGACGUGGACAUGGACGUGGACGUGGACAUGAACGUGGACGUGGACGUGGACGUAGACAUGGACGUGGACAUGGACGUGGACAUGGACGUGGACGUGGACAUGGACGUGGACGUGGACGUGGACUUGGACGUGGACGUGGACGUGGACAUGGACGUGGACGUGGACGUGGACAUGGACGUGGACGUGGACGUGGACAUGGACGUGGACGUGGACGUAGACAUGGACAUGGACGUGGACGUAGAUGUGGACAUGGACGUGGACGUGGACGUGGACGUGGACAUGGACGUGGACAUGGACGUGGACGUGGACAUGAACGUGGACGUGGACGUGGACGUAGACAUGGACGUGGACAUGGACGUGGACAUGGACGUGGACGUGGACGUGGACAUGGACGUGGACAUGGACGUGGACAUGGACGUGGACGUGGACGUGGACGUGGACAUGGACGUGGAUGUGGAUGUGGACGUGGACGUGUACAUGGACGUGGACAUGGACGUGGACAUGGACGUGGACGUGGACGUGGACGUGGACAUAGACGUGGACGUGGACGUGGACGUGGAGGACUUGGACGUGGACAUGGACGUGGACGUGGACGUGGACGUUGAGGACUUGGACGUGGACAUGGACGUGGACGUGGACGUGGAUGUGGACGUGGACAUGGACGUGGUCGUGGACGUGGACGUGGACGUGGACGUGGACAUGGUCGUGGACGUGGACAUGGUCGUUGACGUGGACGUGGACGUGGACAUGGACGUGGACGUGGACGUGGACGUGGAUGUGGACAUGGUCGUCGACGUGGACGUGGACGUGGACAUGGACGUGGACAUGGAUGUGGACAUGGACGUGGACAUGGACAUGGACGUGAACGUGGACAUGGACGUGGACAUGGACGUGGACGUGGACAUGGAGGUGGACAUGGACGUGGACAUGGACGUGGACGUGGAUAUGGACGUGGACAUCGACGUGGACGUGGAGGACUUGGAGGUGGACUUGGACGUGGACUUGGACGUGGACAUGGACGUGGACAUGGACGUGGACAUGGACGUGGACAUGGACGUGGACAUGGACGUGGACGUGGACGUGGAGGACUUGGACGUGGACAUGGACAUGGACGUGGACGUGGACGUGGACAUGGACGUGGACAUGGACGUGGACAUGGACGUGGAUAUGGACGUGGACAUGGACGUGGACAUGGACGUGGACAUGGACGUGGACGUGGACAUGGACGUGGACGUGGACGUGGACGUAGACAUGGACGUGGACAUGGACGUGGACAUGGACGUGGACGUGGACGUGGACAUGGACGUGGACAUGGACGUGGACAUGGACGUGGACGUGGACGUGGACGUGGACAUGGACGUGGACGUGGAUGUGGACGUGGACGUGUACAUGGACGUGGACAUGGACGUGGACAUGGACGUGGACGUGGACGUGGACGUGGACAUAGACGUGGACGUGGACGUGGACGUGGAGGACUUGGACGUGGACAUGGACGUGGACGUGGACGUGGACAUUGAGGACUUGGACGUGGACAUGGAUGUGGACGUGGACGUGGAUGUGGACGUGGACAUGGACGUGGUCGCGGACGUGGACGUGGACGUGGACGUGGACAUGGUCGUGGACGUGGACAUGGUCGUUGACGUGGACGUGGACGUGGACAUGGACGUGGACGUGGACGUGGACGUGGAUGUGGACAUGGUCGUCGACGUGGACGUGGACGUGGACAUGGACGUGGACAUGGAUGUGGACAUGGACGUGGACAUGGACAUGGACGUGAACGUGGACAUGGACGUGGACAUGGAUGUGGACGUGGACAUGGAGGUGGACAUGGACGUGGACAUGGACGUGGACGUGGAUAUGGACGUGGACAUCGACGUGGACGUGGAGGACUUGGAGGUGGACUUGGACGUGGACGUGGACGUGGACAUGGACGUGGACAUGGACGUGGACAUGGACGUGGACAUGGACGUGGACAUGGACGUGGACGUGGACGUGGAGGACUUGGACGUGGACAUGGACAUGGACGUGGACGUGGACGUGGACAUGGACGUGGACAUGGACGUGGACAUGGACGUGGAUAUGGACGUGGACAUGGACGUGGACAUGGACGCGGACGUGGACGUGGACGUGGACAUGGACGUGGACGAGGACGUGGACAUGGACGUGGACGUGGACGUGGACAUGGACGUGGACGUGGAUGUGGACGUGGACGUGGACGUUGACGUGGACGUGGACGUGGACGUGGACGUGGAUGUGGACAUGGUCGUGGACGUGGACGUAGACGUGGACAUGGACGUGGACAUAGACGUGGACAUGGACGUGGACGUUGACGUGGACGUGGACGUGGACGUUGACGUGGACAUGGACGUGGACGUGGACGUGGACGUGGACAUGGACGUGGACGUGGACGUGGACAUGGACGUGGACGUGGACGUGGUUGGGACAUGGACGUGGACGUGGACGUGGACAUGGACGUGGACGUGGACGUGGACGUGGACAUGGACGUGGACAUGGACGUGGACGUGA
Closterium sp. NIES-65 is the source of this 14571-nucleotide messenger RNA. Lineage: Eukaryota; Viridiplantae; Streptophyta; Zygnematophyceae; Desmidiales; Closteriaceae. The record is from the annotation of a GenBank genome assembly.